This is a messenger RNA of Gadus morhua (Atlantic cod), 4910 nucleotides long. It is a transcript of the gene slco4a1, whose product is annotated as solute carrier organic anion transporter family, member 4A1. Gene Ontology annotation, cellular component: basolateral plasma membrane. Gene Ontology annotation, molecular function: protein binding. Gene Ontology annotation, biological process: sodium-independent organic anion transport; transmembrane transport. The record is from RefSeq and is a predicted model, not a curated record. NCBI's taxonomy places the organism in Eukaryota, Metazoa, Chordata, Actinopteri, Gadiformes, Gadidae. The transcript has 12 exons. Bases 1108 to 3411 code for a protein of 767 amino acids.
UAAGCGUUUAUAGCUUUGCCAAUAUCAAACAAUAUGUCAGUGCAACUGCAUUACAUUCAGUAUUUCCACAUUGGUUUUCAAUGUGUUGAACAUAUUUCCAAACGUAACCUCAGAGUUGCUGCAUUUCUAUUCCAGUAAGGAAGUAAGCGUGUAGGCAAACCAGUUUCUUAAAAAAAGGAUUGUGUGCAAAGAUGACUUCAGGAGUACAGUUUGUUGUCGGGGAUCUAAACAGUCUGAAUAUCCUGUAGUGUUCCAUUCCAAAAAUACUUCAAAAAAGCCUUUGUUUGCCAUUUGGCAGGAAAGGCAACCCGGCCCAAAUCAAACAGGCCUUCUUCUGUGAGAAACAGCCAACCGUAGCAUAUCCAGCUGCGUGUUUCCACUUCGACAACAAAUAAAAUAAAUGAAAAGCUCAAUGUAUGAUCUUGAUAGGAGUGAAAUAUAUUUAUUUAUUUAUUUUUAAUUCAUAAACAAUAUCCGACAUUCUGGGGACAGAAACAAUAAGCUGUGCUUGAAUUCAUAAGCAUAACGGUCUGCAUUGUUAUAACAGAGUGCCCUGGUUCACCUUGAGAACAGCCAAUCCCUCCCUCUUUACCUCAUGAUGGUCACUCUUCCCUCUCUACCCUUAUAACCUCUCCCUCUAAUCUCUAAACGUUUAAAAGACAACGCAUUUUCAGAUGGGAGCAUUGAGAACCUGUUCAUAGACAUUUGACUCCCUUAUUGUUCACACAGCAGUUUGUAGAAUUGGUUUCCGAAAGACACAACUUCCAAAGUCUUGUUUUUUGAACUAUGAAGAUGGAAAGCAACUAUUUGCAUAGUCAUUGCAACCUCAGCAGCAACCUCAACAUGAAGCCGUCAACCCUAUCUCUUGUUUAGUGAGUAGAAAAAAGAUCCAGCAAACAGCAUUUGACACUGAACUCAUGGAGACCAAAGAACAACUCGGGAUAUAAUAGAAAAGCCCCAAAAAAGCUAACAAUUUAAUAUCUCUGACUUGAGCCAAUCUUCUGAUUCAUCUUUCAAUAAUCUUCUCUAUUGUAUCCUCAGUUAGGCUUGUGCCACCCUAGCUCCCAACACCCAUCUCUCUUCUCAACAGUGACCCUCAUUGGGGCAAUGCCAGUUUUGCUAAAUGCUGAUGCAUCCUUUAGCUCCAAGCAGGAGCUCUUGGACCUGCAGGAUUGCCCCCAAGGCUCAGUGGACAACACCCCAAGCCCUUUGGACUCUUGGACUGUGAGCCCCAUAGAGUCAGGCCCUGGAAGUCUCAGACGGGAUCAUGGCGGCAUUCGGCCAAAAAUUCUCACUGGCACAAGCACACUCCGGCGGGAGAUCCAAACUGUGGACGGUAUCAUCAGUGUGGAGACCUCCAUGGGCUCCAAAUUCACCUCAGAGGACUUGGAUCCGCAGUGUGGCUGGGGGGCCCUGACUCACAGGACCCUUCAGGUCUUCAACACCCCUCGAUGGCUGCUGUUCUUCCUGUGCACCGCUUCAUUCCUCCAGGGCAUGAUCAUCAACGGCUUCAUCAACACAGUGGUCACCUCCCUCGAGAGGCGCUUUGACCUGCGCAGCUACCAGGCCGGCCUGAUUGCUAGCUCCUACGACAUCGCUGCAUGCGUGUGCCUCGCAUUCGUCAGCUACUUUGGUGGGACUGGCCACAAGCCUCGCUGGCUGGGCUGGGGAGUGCUCGUGAUGGCUCUUGGAUCGCUUGUGUUUGCCUUACCCCACUUCACCACACCCCCCUACCAGGUCAGCUUGCCCGAGCACACGGGAAUGUGCUCUGCCAACCGUACCGGGCCGUGCCACAACAAGGAGAGUACUGGGCUCUCCAACUAUCGUUUUGUAUUUAUGUUGGGCCAGUUUCUCCACGGUAUGGGGGCCACGCCACUCUACACAUUAGGGGUCACAUACCUGGAUGAGAAUGUCAAGUCAAGCUAUGCUCCUGUUUAUAUAGGGAUCUUCUACACAGCAGCCAUUUUGGGACCAGCCGCAGGUUAUCUGCUGGGUGGCUUUUUUCUCAAAAUGUACACUGAGACCCACCUGACUACAGAGCUAACUCCAGAGAACCCUCUGUGGGUGGGGGCCUGGUGGAUUGGGUUCCUGGCAGGAGGAGCAGCAACUCUGAUCAUUGCCCUCCCUAUCCUGGGCUAUCCUCGACAACUACCAGGCUCUCAGAAGUUAGCAGCCAUGCGUGUGUCUGAAGCUCACCAGAUUAAAGACGGCAGCAACGCCACAGCCUCCGACCCACAGUUUGGUAAAUCAGUCAAGGACAUGCCCCGGUCUGUGCUGAUGCUCUUGAAGAACCCCCCCUUCCUGUUCCUGUGUCUGGCCGGCGCCACAGAGGCCACGCUCAUUGCUGGCAUGUCCACCUUCGGCCCCAAGUUCCUGGAGUCCCAGUUCAACCUCAGCGCCUCAGAGGCUGCCACAUGGUUCGGCAUCAUGGUGGUCCCGGCCGGCGGGGGGGGCACCUUCCUGGGGGGCUACAUCGUGAAGCGCCUCAACCUACGCUGCCGCGGUAUCAUCCGCUUCUGCAUGUUGUGUGCCCUGGUCAGCCUGCUGGCCAUCUUCAUCUUCCUCAUCCACUGCCCCAACGUGCCCAUGGCCGGGAUCACUGAGCCCUACCGCUCUGCUGUGCACCGCAGCCCCCAGUUCCAAUACCAGUACCCCACCAGUAACACCAGCAACCAGCCACUCACAAAUAGUUCUGACCUGGAGCCUGACAGCCUGCUCGCUGAAUGCAACUCAGGCUGCAGCUGUGCCCGGGAGCUGUACAACCCGGUGUGUGGGGGCGACGGCGUCAUGUAUUACUCUCCCUGCCACGCAGGCUGCAGCACCCUCCAUCACACCGACGCCACGACUGGGAGACAGGUGUACUCUGGAUGCAGUUGUGUGCUGAACACAACAGAGGAAGUGGGCAUGGCCCUGGCAGGGAAGUGCUCUGGCUCCUGUAACCACAUGCCGGCCUUCCUCUCGCUGUUCUUCAUCGUUAUCUCCUUCACUUUUCUCUGUAGCAUUCCAGCGCUUACUGCCACCUUGAGGUGUGUGCCGGACAGCCAGAGGUCUUUUGGAUUAGGAAUCCAGUGGAUCGUGGUGCGCACACUUGGUAGUGUCCCCGGGCCCAUAGCGUUUGGAUCGGUGAUCGACUUAUCCUGCCUGCUGUGGCAGGAUAAGUGUGGUGAGCAGGGCUCCUGCUACCUCUAUCAAAACUCUGCCAUGAGCCAAUACACCCUUGUAACUGGAAUCAUAUAUAAGGUGAUGGGGAUCAUAUUCUUCCUGUUGGCCAGCAUUCUUUACCAGCCCCCCCCAGAGUCCCCCCAGAGCAGCUGUGAGAGCACUGACCAGGGCGCUGGAGAUGUGGGGGACCUACCCAUCAAGGACCUUCCACAAGAUGGUGUCAUUGCCAACCCACAUGCUAGGUUUUGAUCCAAAGACUAUCCCAGACUGCUGCCUUUGUGUUGCACGCAUGGACAUUAUUUUGUUCAAGAUGGGUGUUGGAUGCUUGAUGUUUGAUGCACUGUGUGUGUGUGUGUGUGUGUGUGUGUGUGUGUGUGUGUGUGUGUGUGUGUGUGUGUGUGUGUGUGUGUGUGUGUGUGUGUGUGUGUGUGUGUGUGUGUGUGUGUGUGUGUGGCAAGCCUGUGGUAACGGUAGUGUCUCAUUAACAGAAUACAAAAAUGAACAACAUUGCAGCACAGCUUUGCAGACUGAAUAGCCUGUAGUGUCUCAUUAACAGAAUACAAAAAUGAACAACAUUGCAGCACAGCUUUGCAGACUGAAUAGCCUGUUGUGAGUCCUGCCUGUGUUUUCAGUGUACAUUAGGGCCUGUAUUUCCAUUAUUCUUUUUGGUAUGUAAUGUUGAAAUGGAUUCAGAACUGUUCAUUCUCAUUUAUCUUAUGCUGUAUUAGGAUGUGUCGUCUGAAAAGGCAACACAUCCACUGAGACCUGUGCAUUGUAGUCCUUCCAUGUUUGAAGCAUUUUGGAUGUUGGGCAGAAGUAAUGUAUAUCCUUUUCCUAGACACAGACAACAAUGGGCCUUCGGUUAUUUGAAAGGUUGACUGAAGGAAGUUGACUAGAUUGGUAUAAUAUCCUUAUUAUACACAUUAGGUAUGUCAUUAUAUCCAUGCCAAACCAAAACUUUGUAAAAACCUUUAUUAGGCUAUAAUAACUUUUCAACACCCAGCAGCACAAAUAUGGUCCGAUAACGCACAUAAAAGCACACAUUUUUUUCAUAGCCACUGUGAAACAUGAAAAGUGCGCAUCGUUUUCUGGCGUUUAAAAGCAAUUAAAAAAUUGGGGGACAUUUUAGUUUAGCUUGCUACCAACACAAGAUCAGUAUGUAUGAUUCUUUAGUAUGAAAAUAAAGUUGUUUAAUGAGGAAAUGCAUAUCUGCACUUUAACCUAGCAAAGUGAACUAUUACAGGAAGUAAGAUAUGUUUUAUAUAUUGGACUGGCCAAGGAUGACCCAGUUGUCACAGCUUGACAUGUACAAAGCAUCACUGUUAUUUGGACCUAUUAGUUAAAAAAAGUAGUAUCAUGGACCUCUCAAAUUGGAGGAUUUUUUCCUUCUUACCAACAAAUAGCAUUUUCCUUUAAUAUGCACUAACACAGUGGUCCGAUGCAUAGUGAUUUUGUCUCAUAGAUCCAGAGUCCUGAGAUUUAUACCUUGUACAGGCCUACUCCCCUAAAUUUCUAAUUAAUGAGGCUUGUGGCUGAGGUAGAUGGCAGAAGAAUGAUGAUCCAGCAUCUACUGAGAACAGCAGUCCUACUUUUUCCAUUAAAUCGUUCUCCCUGACAUCUGAAAAAACAAUUGUUAAAUGUGUUUUGAGUUAUUCCAAUUGUUUGUUUUUUAAACAAUGACAAAGUAACCAACUUUUUCAAAAUGUUUCUGAAAAAGAAAAAAAUUCUAUAAACAAAGUUGAACAAUA